Priapulus caudatus is the source of this 2645-nucleotide messenger RNA. RefSeq names its product serine/threonine-protein kinase pim-3-like. The transcript is spliced from 6 exons. Gene Ontology annotation, biological process: protein autophosphorylation; negative regulation of apoptotic process. Gene Ontology annotation, cellular component: cytoplasm. The record is from RefSeq and is a predicted model, not a curated record. NCBI's taxonomy places the organism in Eukaryota, Metazoa, Priapulida, Priapulimorpha, Priapulimorphida, Priapulidae. The coding region runs from base 182 to 1150 and encodes 322 amino acids. Gene Ontology annotation, molecular function: ATP binding; protein serine/threonine kinase activity.
CCGUCAGAGCUAGAGAAGUGAGGGUUGUUUUCUCUCUCGAUUCUCAACUUCUCUACUCUGAGCUUGCACCUAUUCCUCGGAACUGGAAUACGGGCAGAUCGACUCUAUAUUGGUGGUGUGCAUUCGUACAUAUAUAUUUGGUAGUGUGCUCGUGCGACACUUCACUGCAUUACUGGAUACGAUGUUAGGAAGAAAGAUUUCUAACCUGAACGUGUUCUCCUCCAACACCAGCAACAUGAACUUCGUGGCUGAUAAGGAGAAGCAAGUACGAGAAAAGGAGUCGUUUGAGAAGGCGUACCAAGUAGGCCACUUGCUAGGGAGCGGAGGUUUUGGCACUGUGUACGCUGGGUUCCGGCUACGCGAUAAAGCUCCGGUCGCUAUCAAACACAUAGCAAAGGAGAAAGUCACGGAGUGGGGUCAGUUGAACGGAGAAGUUGUACCCCUAGAAGUGUGCCUACUGCGCAAGGUGUCGCACAUACCGGGAGUCAUACAGAUUCUAGACUGGUUCGAGAAACCACAGAGCUUUAUCAUCGUAAUGGAACGACCCGACAACAUCCAAGACCUCUUCGAUUUCAUCACGGAGCAUGGACCCAUGGACGAGAACCUAUGUCGGCACUUCUUUCGGCAGAUAGUCGAUACGGUGAUGGCAUGUCAGAGCGCAGGUGUGAUGCACGGCGACAUCAAAGAUGAAAACCUACUGGUGGAUCGGCGGACGGGAAAGAUUCGGCUGAUAGAUUUCGGAUCCGGGUCGUGGUUGAAGGACUCCGUCUACACGGAAUUCGAUGGCACGAGAGUGUACAGCCCUCCCGAAUGGAUCAAGUACAAUCGCUACUACGCGAAGAGCGCCACCGUGUGGUCGAUGGGCAUACUGCUGUACGACAUGGUGUGCGGCGACAUCCCGUUCGAAGAGGACGAGAAGAUCCUGAGAGGAGAGGUCGUCUUCCGCGGCCAUCCCUCCGCAGAAUGUCGUGAUCUCAUCAAGAAGUGUCUCUCAGUGAAGCCUUCCGAUCGACCGUGCCUUGAGGAUCUGCUCAGCCACCGCUGGCUGAAGCAGGGGGCGCCACACGAGCCGGCGCUGUCCACCAUGCGGCGCACGUGCACGCACCGCUCGCUCGACCAGUCCUCGACCUCCAGCCAGGAGAGCUUGUGAUGCCGCGCCGGCGCCUAGCAACCCCCGACGUCGCCGUAGCAACCGCGCGGUAACGAACGAACACUCGCUCACGGCAGCCGGGGAGGCGGUGACGCCCACUGGCGGCGGGCCGACGCCCGCAGCCUAUGUGCCAAGACGCGUGUGGCGGAGCCAACGCCGGAGCCGCCUGGCGACGCGUGUCCCCAGUGUCACCGCUUCGCGUUAACACGACCGAAGGAGGAGGAGGAGAAGAAGAAGAAGACAUAUCAAUUGCGCACGCGAUCUCUCUCCCGCGCACGCUCUCGCACAGGACGAGAGAAGACUCCGCUGGGCGCGCGCGUGCGGACGUUAGGGGGCGCCACUGCCUCCCCCGUCUCGCCGCCGCCGCCCCAGCGCACGGGAGACUUCCGACGUGUGGACCGUUUUCACGCACACUCGUGUUUUCGACAAGGAGGACGGCGGGGGAGGCGACGUGACGCCGCCUCCUCUUCCCCUUCCUCUCCGACACAUUCCACUGGAGACCUUCCCCCACGUGUGUCACACCUAGUUCACUGCACCUGUGUGUGUGUGUGUGUGUGUGUGUGUGAUGACCUCCGAUGACCUCGCGGGGUCGUCAUGACAACGGCAGCAGCAGCAGCAGCAGCAGCAGCUCUGGAAACCCAGUUGGUGCUAAAACGACUCGACAUACGGCCGACUCCAGACUCCAGCUGAUUAUUGCGCUGUGCAAGGCAACAUCAAUGCAAAAUGUUAAGAGACAAUUGUACAGGAAAUUUGUGUGUGUAUGUGUGUGCGUGCGUGCGUUAUCGUUAUCGUUAUCGUUAUGUGCACACACUUGAGUGCGUGCGUACGUACGUGUGCAAUGUAUGUGUACGCUUGGUGUAAACCAGUACUUCCCCGUGCGUGCGUGCGUGCGUGCGUGCCAUGUGUAACGGCGUGUGUGUGCGUAGGCUAUCGUCCGGGACGCAGUGGUUUUAGGAGGCUUGGAUGGGCCUGGCCACCUACUCCUGAUUUGUCUCUCCACUCUAAAAUGUACCAAAUUGACAUUAAAGUAUACAUCGUAUAGCGGAGUAUUUAAAACCAGACUAGCCAAUUGUAAAUAGCGUACGAUUCGGAGUUAAUUUAUUUCGGUUGAGUUCACAAAGUUGUGUUUAAUUAUGAUAAUUAUAAUAAUAAUAUUCAUGAACGAUGUAAAUGCGGCGUCGUGGUGCAGGUUAGGAAAUUCAUUCGAAAAUUUCUCUGAGGUACCUUAUUGUGAAUUUUUUUAUUUCUGGGUAUGAGAUCAAAAUAGCGACAACUUUGUUUCACAAAAAAUGCUCAAAUUGUAUUCUGCGUUUGUGGGGUGCUUGGGUGAUGGGGAUUUUUCUAAGGAAAAUAUGGUCAAAUAGGUGUUUUUGUAUAAAUGUCUCUCCCUCCAAGCUUGUACCAGAGAAAUUCGGUUGCCUCAGAGAGAUAGGAAAGAAUCAGUGGCUGUACCUUUUUGUAUAUACGUUGUAUAAAAAAUGUUAUCGCAGACAGA